CCAGUAAUUCCCAGCAUGAGGCAGGUGACCGUUGGUCAUGCUGGUACUGUUCCCUGGGUGGAAGGAGGCGCAUUAGUUCUGUGUGGGUCUCAAUCUGUUCUCCUUCCUUUCUCGGUGCCAGGCUCUGGCCUAGGCUGCACAGGGACGAUGUCACAGCCUAAGGAAAAUGCAAGUUUCUUGGAGUAAAACUUUUCCUGCUUAAUUUACUUGUUUGUGGGACACAGACUGGCAGGAGUGUUGGCCAGUGAGAGGAGAUGGGCUGGCUGGGGACCGGCUGUACAGCCAGUAGGUUCUGCUGGUGUCGGAGGUGUCUUCUCGCAGCAGCCUCUGCAGAAGGGCUCAGCCGGGUGAGCUCUUAAUGUGGGUGAGCCAGACCAGCUCCUGCUCUGCACCGCAAUCACCUUGAGGAGCAGAGCCUGUGCCGUGCUCCUCCUGACACCAGCCCUGCCACUGCGAGUGCCGCUGUGGAGUGGUUAAUGAUUACCUCUGCCACCCCACACCCCGGCUCCUGCCCUCACCCAGGAGGAGGGAGCGCUAGAGGCUGGGAAGCAGGGAUGCUGCUGCUGGUGCUCCUGGCGCUGCUGCUGGGCCCCGCUGGCUGCCCCAGGACUGAGCCCCUUAGCGAGUCUGGCCAGGAGCCCCUCUUCCGCGGGGCGGAUCGCUACGACUUUGCCGUUGUCAUCCCCGGCGGCACUGUGGAGUGCUUCUGGCAGUUUGCACACCAGAGUGGCAACUUCUUCUUCGGCUACGAGGUGCAGCGGGCAACAGGGAUUGCCAACAACAGGGACAUCCUCACCACGGUGAAUGACCCCAAUGGCUUCCAGCUUGGCGCUUCCCAGGACGUGCGAGGACAGAUCAACUUCCUCACCAAGGAGACAGGUCCCCACCACCCUGGUCCCUGCCCGGCCCAGGCGCAGGCAGGCAGGAGGCUGGUGUCCAGGGGCUGCCAGCUCCCAGCCAGCAGCUCUGAGCCUGGUAAGUGCUUCCCACAGCACCCACUCUCACUUCUCUCUGCAGGUUUCUAUCAGCUGUGCCUGGACAACCAACACAACCACUUUGGCUUCGUACAGGUGUAUCUCAAUUUUGGUGUCUACUAUGAAGGCUUCAACACGGAAAACAAGCAGCUUGAAGAGAGGAAAGAGCUGAAUGACACCCUGGAAGCAAUUGAGACCAGCAUAAAGAAGCUGCAGGUCCACAUUUUCCACAUGUGGCGGUUCUAUAACUUUGCCCGGAUGCGGAAAGGGGCUGACUCCUUCCUCCUAGAGUCUAACUACAACUAUGUCAACUGGUGGUCGAUGUCUCAGAGCUGUAUCAUUGUCCUCUCUGGGGUGCUGCAGCUCUACUUCCUGAAGCGCCUCUUCAGUGUGCAGACCUCCAGCAGGCAAAAGUGCUAGCAGCGCCUGGAACCACAGGCGGGACUGCUGCCUGAGGCACCUGGGAGCCGAGCUGCUCCUCUGCCCCUUUGCAGAGCGGGAGGGAAGGCCAGGCACUGCCUGGGGAAAGAGCGUUCCUUCCACUCCUGCCUUCUCAGCUCUAGCCCUGCCUCGGCUGAAAUCACCUCGCAGAAGAGAAGCGUGAUGUGAUUGCCUGAGCUGUGUGCUGGGUUUGUUUGUUACAGUUCUGCCCCUCUUUUCUACCACACAUCCAAUAAAGGAACCCCUGGCACACGCUCUGGGAAAUGAUUACAGCCUGCUAUACCCAUCCUCUGUGAGCUCAGGUGAAGUGAGUCCUGCUUGGCAGACAGCUGCCUGCCCCAUCCCUCCCUUCCCAAAGCUCAGCUCUGACAGCUCAGAUGCAGGCUGCAAACCUCCCCAGCCUCAUCUGCUGAACCAAACACGCUGCUUCUCCUCUCUGGAGUCACAUCCUUGUGUGAUGCGCUGC
Cuculus canorus (common cuckoo) is the source of this 1881-nucleotide messenger RNA. It is a transcript of the gene TMED6, whose product is annotated as transmembrane p24 trafficking protein 6. The coding region runs from base 477 to 1394 and encodes 305 amino acids. Gene Ontology annotation, cellular component: Golgi apparatus; endoplasmic reticulum-Golgi intermediate compartment; COPII-coated ER to Golgi transport vesicle. NCBI's taxonomy places the organism in Eukaryota, Metazoa, Chordata, Aves, Cuculiformes, Cuculidae. The transcript is spliced from 3 exons. Gene Ontology annotation, biological process: endoplasmic reticulum to Golgi vesicle-mediated transport; Golgi organization; intracellular protein transport. The record is from RefSeq and is a predicted model, not a curated record.